UGUCUAGUAGCAUUCUUCACUGUCUUCACGUCUGUGACUGUCGCUCACACCCACCACCACCACCACCGUAUCUUCAUUCAUUUCACAUUUCAUUACCCCAAAUAAUUUCCAAAUAAAAAAAAAACAAAAACUCUCUCUCUCUCUCUCCUCCUCUGUUUCUCUCUCUUCCAUGGUGGAACGCGGAGGAAGCUACAGAGUCGUCGUCGUCGCCGGAAGAAGAACGAAGAUCGAAGAAGAGGUGAAACUGAAGGAGUCAAGAGGAUUGCAGAAGAAAGUAGGGUUUGUGAAUCGCUGAUUUCGAAGAAGAAGAAUGCCGCUCUCGAAGUACCUGAUACGGAACGAGUAUGGCUUGGCGGAUCCCGAGCUCUACCGUGCCGCCGACAAAGAUGAUCCUGAAGCUCUUCUUGAAGGCGUCGCCAUGGCUGGUCUCGUUGGACUCCUGCGCCAGCUCGGUGACCUUGCCGAGUUUGCUGCUGAGAUCUUCCAUGAUUUACAUGAAGAAGUGAUGGCUACUGCUGCAAGAGGCCAUGGUCUUAUGUCUCGUGUUAAACAGCUUGAGGCUGAAGUUCCUUCACUUGAGAAAGCUUUUUUCUCUCAAACUCAUCAUUCAUCAUUCUUCACUAAUGGAGGGAUUGAUUGGCAUCCUAAUCUUCGGUCUGAACAAAACCUUGUUACUCGUGGAAACUUUCCUCGACUGAUAAUGGAUUCAUAUGAAGAAUGUCGUGGUCCCCCGAGACUAUUCCUUCUGGAUAAGUUUGAUGUGGCUGGCGCUGGGGCUUGUCUGAAACGUUAUACCGAUCCAUCAUUCUUUAAAGUGGAACCAGCUUCAUCUGUUAGGGCUACAGUAGAUGUCCACAGGGAAAAGAGAAUUCGUAAAUUCAAGCAGAAGAAAGGAGCACGGUUGAGGGAUGGUGAAGCCCCUAAUGUUGUACCAACACAUUCAAAAUUACACCAGCUGCUUCUUGAGGAGCGUAUUGAGAAUGGUUAUAGCAAUCCUGCACGUCUAGUGAAGUUGAAGAAAAGACAAUUUAAUGGACCUACAGUUGACGCAAAAGCUGGGAAAAGUUACAUGGAGAAAUUUCUGGAAACUCCCUCACCUGAUCAUAAGAUGAUCUGUGAAACUUCUAUCUUUCCGCUGCCUGUGGAACCGACUUCGGAUGAUACUACUGAAGCGAGGAUUAAAAUUCUUGAAAUCAGUAGCUUUAAUCCUGUAAAGAAGUCAUUGAGAAAUGAAAAUAACCGUUCAUCACCUAAUGAACAGGAAAAACUUGAAUUAGAACUAAAACCAUUUUCAAAAGUGGGUGGUGAGACAAAUAGAGAUAUUGUAAAGGUGAAAGAACCAGCUGGUGUGGCAGCAGAUGAAAUGUCUUAUAUUCAUCUCAAGUUGCCUGAUGAGGUAAAAAUGGCAAUCAGUGAACGUAAGAAGAUAGAAGGCAGCUUAGAUGGGUACCAUUCUGAUGACGUGACUAGUGAAGUUGACAAUUACUUGGAUGCAUUAACUACCAUGGAGUCAGAAUUGGACACCGACAAUGAGUAUAAACCCAAGAAAAAAUUCUUGAAUAUUCAAAAGAUAGUAGAUAUCAAUGAUAAAGAACAACAACUGCAAGCUCGACUUUCAGAUUCUCAAUCAUUUGGAGACUCCUCAACAUCAGAUGACAUUAGUUCAUUCAAACAAGAUAGAAAUGAAGAACAUAUAGAAGUGCAAGCUCAGUCAUCAGAUUCUCACUCAACUGGAUCCUCCUCUAUAUCAGACAAUAAUGGCUCAUUCAGAAGAGAGCGAGAAGAGCAUAUAGAACUGCAAGCUCACUUUUCAGAUUCUCGAUCUAUUAGAAACUCCUCUUCAUCAGAAGAAAAUAUUUCAUUCAAAAAAGACAGGUCAUAUUUCCCUCACUUUGAUUCAUCAAGCACUGUGGUCGAAAAUGUACAAUCAGAACCUAUGUUCACAAAAACAAAUAAUUGUGAACCGGAGAUUGAUGAUACAAAAUCCAUCCAAUUUCCCCAAAUUGCUGAGUUUCAAAACACAGAUUGUGGGAUAUUUGUCAUGCAUGAUAAUACACAUACUCAAGAAGGAGAGAUAUCUGAUUCUGUGCGGGCCUCAUCUGAUCUGAUAACUUCAGGACUAGUGUUGUCUUCUGAUCUUGGACCUGCCUCACCUGUGGUCCUACCUGCAGGGACCCAAUCAGAUGAAACUUCACCUGACCCUAUUGAACUUAAUUCAAGAUUAGAGAAUGAUGCGGACAAAAAUGCACAUGUUGAAUCUAUUGCUUCUGAACCUGUUUCUCUCUCCCCAAUAGAAGAUGAUGAUUUCGCUGUGGAUUCUCCUGAUAAAAUUUCAUCAGGCAAAUUGGAUGGUUAUGAUGAUCCUGUUAUUCAUUCUGAUGAUUCAUUACAAGUUUCCAAUGAUUUAGCAUUAGCUCAUGGAGAUGAACAUUGUGAUGAUUCUGUAAUCAAAAUUCUCCAAGCACAAUCUCCUGAAGAAAAUUCUUCUAAAAUUUCGGUUUGUAGAGAUAUUAGUUCACAAGGAGAUGAUCCUAUUUGCCCGUCCAUGGAAGAAUUAGACAUGGAUUCAAGUAUCACUGUGGCGCUUGAUUGUCAAGGCUCAAAAGAUGAGGGUUCUAUUAUGGCACACCAAGCUGAUUUGGAAGAUUUAUCUCCUGCUGUCGAGGUUCCUCAAGUGAGUUGCUUUACUAGAGAGCCAUUUUCUGAUUUGACUUGCAAUAAUCCACAGGAUGUACCAGGCUCAGCAGAACUGGAAGUUUCAAAUUCUGGUCUGCAAUCAAAUUUUGAAGAGAUGCCAAAAAUGGGGCGUAGUGAUGAAAUAAAUGGAUCCACCCGCGAUGUUGAUCCAGUUGAUGGUGAUGGUUGUUUUAAGUGUCCAUCUGUUGACAAUCAUGUGAUCGUAAAUGGUGUGGUUACCGAAAUUGUUCAGUCAGAAGAUCAGGCUGUAUAUUCAGUUCCUUCUGUUGAUACUGAUGAAAAUGACUCGGGCGUUGGUGCUUGUCCUGCUUCAGGUCUGAUUUCUGCUCCAUCAACGAGUUUUUCAAAUUCGCAAGAGCCAGUGUUAGGUUCGUCAAAUUCUUAUCAGAUGGAAAUUGAAUCCCAAACAGUAGAAGAGUCUAUUUCUGAUUUUGCUGAUCCACAUAAGAAAGAGAUUGAUGUCAAUGAUGCAGUUGCUAGGGAAUCUUUGACAGAACUAGAUGGAACGAAGACAGUGGGUCAUCUAGAAAUUGCUUCUCCUGAUGCACCAUUGAACUCAAACAAUCUGGUUCCCGGUGAUCUUUCAGAUUCAGGAAUAUGUGAUGAUAUUCAAAAGUCAUCUCCAAGGGAGAAACUCCAACACAGUGAUUUUGUUGAUGAUGCAAAAAUGGCGCCUGAAUAUUCAGGGUUAGACACUCAUCUGUCAGGACCUAUAUUUUGUGGCCAGAAUGGUCUUUUACAGAAUGGCAGAGAUAGCGUCUCAUCACCUUCUCAUAACCAGCUGGAUUCUCUGACUGACUUAGAACCGUUCUCACAAUCUCAAGUUGGUGAACAGAAUGCAAAAUUUCUGAUCAGAAAUGACGAAAACUUCACCUCUGAGAAAUCUCAAUAUCAGAAGAUGCAGAUAUAUCAAUUGGAGCAAGAAGACACUCGUGCUACUUCUGAAUCUGUUUCUGAAAUCCAUGAAGAUGAGCCAUCAUCAUUUUAUUCCAUACCAGAUAAGGCAACUGAAAACAAUCUGGAUCAGAUGCCCCCUAUGCCCCCGUUACCACCAAUGCAAUGGAGAAUGGGGAAGUUUCAACAUGACUCCCUGGAUUUACAGAGAGAAUUAGAACCAAGUCAGGCUUCAGUCCAACCAAUGCAGCCAAUUAAACCUGAUAUGAAUACUCAAUUUAGUUUGCCGUCUCCUGAGAGUACCUUGCUGUAUCAGACUCCAUUUUUUCCUGUGAUGGCUGUAGAAAAUGAUAAGCUCCAACAUCCUUCUGUGGAUGUUUCAGGGAAUCCUGUUGCUGUACCUUUACAACUUCCUCUCAUGGUUAAUGAUGCAAAAGGUCAAUAUAAUUACGUAGUGCUGGACAGAAACCAAAUUCAGAACCCCUUCUUGACAUUACCUGUGGUAUCUACCGGCAUGCCUUCACAUGGCUACACUGUUGCUUCUGAGGGAGAAAUGAUCCACACAUCAAACCUGUACUCCCCAAUACUGCCUGCUGCAUAUGCUGUAUCCGGUCAUGAUUCCACCGCUCCACAUGAGAAACCAAUUCAACCUCCAAGUCAAUUAAUGAGAGAGACUAGUUCAGAUGAUAAAACACUUCAGCAGUCUAUAGGUAAUGUGGUAUCUAGGGGUUCGCCUCAAGAGAGUCAAAUUAUUGCUUCUUAUGGAGAAACGGUAGAUAAUUCAAACCCAUGCCCUCCAAUACCCCUUGCUGAAUGUUCUGUUUCUGGAUAUGAGUCCAUCUCUCCUCAAGAAAAACUGAUUCAAUCUCCAAGUGAGUUAAUGAUGGACUCCAGUUCAGAUGAUAAAACAGUUUCACAGUCUAUAAGUGAUGUGAUAUCUGUGGACAGGCCUCAACACGUUGCUUCUGAGGGAAUAAUGCUACAAAAUUCUAAGGCAUGCCCUCCUACACACUCUGCUGGAUGUGCUGUUUCUGGACAUGAUUCCAUCUCUCCUCAAGAUGAACUGACUCAGCUUUCUAAUCAAUUAGUGACGGAGACUAGUUCAGAAGUUAAAACACUUCAUCAGCCUAUGAGUAGCGUGGAAGGGGAAGAAGGACGUCCGUGUAUGUCACUCAUGUCAGCACCAAACAUGGGAAGUAUGGAGCUUAAUCAGAGUUUCCUGCCCUUUGAGGGGGAAAUGGUAUCGUCCUUAGACACAUCAGAUUUUGAUAGUGAAAGGACAAAUGGAAAACCGAAGAAUAAGCUUCCCCGUCCUCGGAGUCCUCUAAUUGAUGCUGUUGCUGCUCAUGACAAAAGCAAGCUUAGGAGAGCUACUGAACGGGUUAUGCCUCAAAUAGCUCCAAAGCUAGAUGAAAGAGAUUCAUUGUUAGAGCAGAUAAGAACAAAGUCCUUCAACUUGAAGCCUGCUGUGGCGACACGACCUAGCAUUCAUGGUCCGAAAACAAAUUUGAGGGUAGCUGCCAUCUUGGAGAAAGCAAAUGCAAUUCGCCAGGCUUUAGCUGGAAGUGAUGAAGAUGAUGAUGAUAGUUGGAGUGAUUCUUGAAUUUACAAUGAGAAGUGAUCUCAGCUGGUGGACGUUUGUAUAUUCUGGUUCUGUCUUGAACCGGGUCUAAAAAGCCAUUCUCCCCAGUAAUGAUUAGGAAUUCUCAAUGCAAGGUUCUUUAUCCUAGUGUUCAUACAUGGUUCUCUGAAUAGCUCCUCUUUGUCCUUUUUCUUCACACAUAUACAAAUGAACAUUGGUACUACUGUACGAGCAUGCGGUUUCGGAGGUGAAACUCACAUCAUUUGAGACAGCUCAGGCUCAGCGUGCAAGCGCUGUACCCGUCGAUCAACCUAUCGAGAAUUAGCCCCAUACCUCCUGUUCAUAUAAGUGCAUAUAUAUUGUGUUAUCAUAUUUUUUAUUUAUUUUUAGUCAUGAGUUUCCAAUUUUGUAAUUCUGUAAUUUAGCGUUUGGGGAUAAUUGUCCCAUUUAUCAUGUAGUCCAUCAGUGUUAAUACAUAUAAAUACAAACGUGAGUAAAAUCAUUUCAGUGUACAGUUUCUAUCA
This is a messenger RNA of Lotus japonicus, 5697 nucleotides long. Its product is annotated as protein SCAR2-like. Gene Ontology annotation, biological process: actin cytoskeleton organization; positive regulation of Arp2/3 complex-mediated actin nucleation. Gene Ontology annotation, molecular function: Arp2/3 complex binding; protein kinase A regulatory subunit binding; actin binding. The record is from RefSeq and is a predicted model, not a curated record. The transcript is spliced from 9 exons. The coding region runs from base 311 to 5194 and encodes 1627 amino acids. Lineage: Eukaryota; Viridiplantae; Streptophyta; Magnoliopsida; Fabales; Fabaceae. Gene Ontology annotation, cellular component: cytoskeleton.